Messenger RNA from Hemisphaericaspora subhashii, 2397 nucleotides. RefSeq names its product Zcf2p (gene ZCF2). NCBI's taxonomy places the organism in Eukaryota, Fungi, Ascomycota, Pichiomycetes, Serinales, Debaryomycetaceae. The transcript has a single exon. The coding region runs from base 1 to 2397 and encodes 798 amino acids. The record is from RefSeq and is a predicted model, not a curated record. Gene Ontology annotation, molecular function: DNA-binding transcription factor activity, RNA polymerase II-specific; zinc ion binding. Gene Ontology annotation, biological process: regulation of DNA-templated transcription.
AUGACGGAAACUAAGAAACCUAAACAAACCAGAGUGAGAAAGCAUGUUAGUAAGGCAUGUCUCGAAUGCCGCAAAAGACAUUUUAAGUGCGAUGGUGCAACCCCCACUUGUGAUAGAUGCUUAAAAGGCAACAAAAUAUGUACUUAUGUGGCAAGUCAUAGAGGUGGAUCAAGAAAGAAAGGUGUUUCAAAUAAGAAUAAGCUUGUUACUGUCAAUGAUGUAAAUCAAGGUCCCAAAAUGCCAAUGUUCCUUGCCGAGAUUGAGGAUUUCCCUAUGCGAAAUGCCUCUACUACCUCAAUAGAAGAUGCUCCAACUAUGAGGGAGAGAGUGGAUAAUAUCAAGAAUAACAAUGAUAUGGUUAAGGAAAUUUUCAAACUACCUUGUGCCAUGGAUCAUUCGCGCUGUGAUGGACUGAAUUGUCCCGGUAAGACUGCUGUUAACUAUUUUGAACAUAGAAAAGAUGGUCCCUUGAAUGAAAAUGAAUCCCAAAUGGUUGAAGGCUUAAGAAAAAGAGUUAAGUUAGACUAUUCAAUAGGUAAUCUUGAUUGCUUAUUUGCUGGUAGAGAUGCUAUCAAGGAUGUUAGAUCAUUUCAACAAUUAGAGAUAAAUUUACGAGUACUGAAUUUUGAUCACUUUAUGGAUCCUUCAUCAUAUGACAAGGACGAAAUCUUGAAGAAUUAUUUUGACAAAUUCCAUAGAGCCCACCCCUUAAUGCCCCCAAGAGAGGAAUUAUUGGUCUAUUUGGCAAACCCUUCAAUUGAAAAGGAAGUCUUGACUAUUCUUAAGAUUGUUGGUGAUGGUCAAAUAACGAACAUGUAUGCUAAAGGCAAGGACUUAAUUUCAGAUAGGCUAAUUCAAUGUGUCAAUAUUGUUAGACAGAACCCUUCGGUAGAUUUGGUAUCAAUACAGGUACUCUUCCUUGUGGCACUAAUAGCACAUAUAUCCUCAUUCCAUGCAUUUAGUAAGAAGCUAAGACAUUUCUGCAUUCAUUUAAUUCUGGAGUUACAGAUUAACUUAAUUGAUAAUGAGGAAAAGGAGGUUGUAAAUGUUGAUGCCUUGACUCCAUCAUCUAAUGAUGGCAGCUCUGGAGCUACUCUUGCUGUGUUUGACUCUCCAAGAUUGUCUCAUAUACCUCGAUCUAGUAUUGCCGAUUCCGCAAGAAGGCUAUUCUGGGAGUUAUAUUUUUUCGAUGUCAUAAUAGGUUCUGCUGAUGGUAAAACGGUUUCUAAGUUAGAUUCGCUUGAUCGUCAUCUUUCAUAUCCAAUAUAUCCACCACGGGAGCAGUUCGACUAUAAAGGGAGAGCAGAAGCUGCUAAAUUGGUUUCCGAUGCGGUGAAGAUGAAUAUUGAAAUCAUUAAUAAGAGACCCUUUGAAUCCAUACUGAAUAGACUAAAGGCAUCGUUGUCAAGCUGGGAAAUGAAGUUGGAAGAUCCUAAACUUUUCGGAGCGCCACCGUUGAUUCACAAGAAUGGAAAGGUUAACGAAGGUGUACAUCAAUCAAUCUUGCUUUACAAUUACGCUAAGAUUUUCGUCCAUAGACCGUUCUCAUACCUUUGGAAAAUCAAUGCACCACAACACCCUCAAUGUAGUGAAGAAGUACUUGAAGCCAAAGAAAUGCCUACCCAGAUGAAAGCCGAUUCCAGAACGAAUAUUGAGACUAAGAAAACUAUAGAAGCGGCAAAUUCAAUAGUGGAAGUUUUGAUAGACACGAAUUCCUCCAAGAUACUAGAUAGAACUCCUCUUUUCGCCUGUGGAUUAGCAUUAGCUUCAUUGGUUCAUUUGAGUGCAUACAUUUGGGUUGAAACCACCAUUCAAAACGACAGAAGUCAGAACUUUGGUUUAAGCAAAGAUGAUUUAGAUAUUUACACCGAAUAUAUCAAACUUUCAUUGACGGCGAUUUAUCCUAUCUCCAACCAUUGGGAAUUAUCAGGAAAAUUAGCUAAACAUAUCCGAGAAUCAUUAACUGCUUUGAGACCAAAUUUAUAUUCCAAGUUAAAGGAUUUCCUACCUCGUAUUGAAAUAGGGUUGGAAAAUAUGAGUCUCUCAGAAAACCCUUCCGACAAUACUGCGAUAAAUCUGGUUGACCAUGAUCUUUCCAGCAAUACUUCACCAUCUGUCCACUAUGACCUUUCUUAUGUUACUCAGAAUAAUUCCCAACAGCAGAAUAAACCAUCCUAUCUUAAUGAAACCAAUUUGAAUGCAUUGAAUGAAAGUCGUGGUAAUACCUUUAACUUACGUUUUGAUAGCACGACUCCAAAUAAUCAAUUAGUUAGUAAUAAUGACCAGCUUGACUUUGGUGGAAUGUCUGGCCAACUUUCUCCUGUUUCUGACACUGGAUGUGAUUGGAUAGAUAAAGCAUUAUUGGACUUUUUCGAAGAAGCCGUUCCUGGAUUAUGA